This is a messenger RNA of Nomia melanderi (Alkali bee), 1477 nucleotides long. RefSeq names its product A-type potassium channel modulatory protein KCNIP1. Lineage: Eukaryota; Metazoa; Arthropoda; Insecta; Hymenoptera; Halictidae. The record is from RefSeq and is a predicted model, not a curated record. Gene Ontology annotation, molecular function: calcium ion binding.
CGGUGUGAUAUCCUCCCCGGAGGAACGUGUGCGGUGUGCGGUGUGCCGUGUGCCGUGUACAGUCUGCCGUCUGCCGUGCGACCGUGCGUCCAGCCAUCGACCAACCGUCCCGAAACCAUCGGAACGCGGUCAUCCACCCUGCGUUCGAGCAGCAGUUUCAUGAAACUCUUCAGGUUUUACCUCAGAAGUCAAUGCUACAUAUUUAUCCGCUACUCGUUUGCGUUUCGCGCUUCGACCGUGUCCUCCGUUCCUGUAGUGUUACGCUGUAACACCGAAAAUUCAUUUUGAACUUCCGCUGAAAAGACCGCGAGCCCAACACCCGAGGCCAUCCGCCGGCAGUGUAGCGGCAUCGGUUGGUUCGCUGGUUAGCAGGAAUCGCGGUGGUGACCGGCAGCCGAACGCGGACGAGGGAACGGAUGAACCUGACGAGAAUGAAACCGUCGGGGCGGCUCGGAACAGCAGCCCUGGUGUCACCGUGAAACGAUCCAGGCGGCCUGGAAACCGGCGGAGAUUCGUCGAGCGGGACUCGUUGCGAUAGGUAGCCAAGGUUUCCGAAGGAAUGGCCACGCCGCCGGACUCGCCGGGACCGGAAGAGGCGCUCUUCGACUUCGAGAGCUCGAGGACCAGGCAGCAGACCGCUAGGCCGGUCGCUCUCGAGGAACUUCUCCGACAAACCAAGUUCUCCAGGCAGGAAAUCCGGGUGAUGUACCGGGGUUUCAAGCAGGAGUGUCCGGAAGGUGUGGUGCACGAGGACUCGUUCAAGGACAUCUACGCCAAGUUCUUCCCCCAUGGCAACUCCAGCCUCUACGCCCAUUACGUGUUCAAGGCGUUCGAUGUAAACUGCAACGGCGCCAUCAGCUUCAGGGAUCUCCUCGUCACUCUGUCCACGUUGUUGCGGGGCAGCAUCUAUGAGAAGUUGCGAUGGACGUUCAAGCUGUACGACAUAAACGGUGACGGUUGCAUCACCAGGGGCGAGCUAGGAGAAGUGGUGACCGCGGUGCACGAGCUGAUGGGCAGACGGCAUCACGCGGACGAGGAGAGGAAGGCGAGGGAACAGCUGGACAGGGUCUUCAAGAAGUUAGACCUGAACCAGGACGGAGUGAUAACGAUCGAGGAAUUCAUCGAGAGCUGCUUGAAGGACGACGUGAUCACACGGUCGUUGGCUAUGUUCGAUUGCGCGCUCUGAUCUCCGGCGAACGAAGAGCCUCCCUUGGCAGUGAGCACGCUGACGCCGCCGACGCCGCCAACGCCAGCGACGCCACCGACACCACCGACGCCGCCCACGCCGCUCUCCGCCACGACCACCUUCUCGCAGUCCCAGUCGCCUUCGCCACCGCCACCGUCCUACUCUCUGCUGCCACCGAUCCCACCGCCUUUGCCUUCGCAGCCGCCUCCGGGGUACACCGUUCAGGAUCAGGAACUGUACAUGCUACUCGCGGCUCACUGGUGGAAUCAACCGGAGGCACCGCUCUUUUGC